GACCUUCUGAAGAUUCUUUCACAGAAUUUCAAGCAAGCUUUUGAAAAGAAGUUGUGGAAGCUUUUAUAUUUAUAUUUAUAUUUUUUCUUUAUCCUAUUAUUGAAGAUCACCCAAGACUGACUUAUUGGCUUCAUUAUACUCAUCAUACGUCAAUUGACCUCUACCUUAUACACAAACCAAUUGCCACCCCUCUUUUUUUUCCCAUUUUUCUAAUUGACAGAGAAACUAUCUGCUGUCUGAUUUCUUAUUCAUACUGUUGAUGCUCAAUUGCUGUCUCAAUAACCCCACAACCCCCUUCGAUAUCAUUACCUGACCAGGGAAUUAACCCCUAACCUUUACCUUACAAAUCUUCUACAAGAUAAAAGAAUACGAUAAACUUUUUAUUAUUUUAAUUUAAUUUAAUUUAAUUUAAUUUAAUUUAAUUAUAUACAACCCAACUACACAUUUCAUCAAACCCUUUUAUUCCUCGCAUAUUCUAUAGAUCUAUAUUAUUCACAUGCAAAUUGAGACCAUCUUUGUGGUCUACGGUGUUCUUGGAGGAUUCAUUGUAUUCUUUGGACUGUUUUCUCUGUUCAUCAAAGAAAGACUCUAUCUGUCAGAAGCAUCUAUUGCUAUUGCAUGCGGCAUUAUAUUUGGCCCUGUAUGUGCAAACUUUAUAAAUGUUGACGAGUGGGGAGACAAGAUAUUCAUUACACGGGAGUUUACUCGCGUUGCCAUUGCUAUUCAGGUAAUGGCUGCUGGUGUUGCUCUUCCAAAAGCCUAUCUUCGCAAAGAAAUCGGGUCUCUGUUCGUACUUCUCAUCCCUGUAAUGAUUUGGAUGUGGAUCAUUAGUGGGUUGUGUGUCUGGGCUAUGAUACCAGGAUUAACCUUUCUUCAAUCUCUUAUGAUUGCUUCCUGUUUUACGCCAACUGAUCCUGUAUUGGCAAAUUCAAUUGUUCAAGGAAAGUUUGCCGAAAGACAUGUUCCUAUUCAUGUCAGAAAUAUCAUUUCAGCAGAAAGUGGGGCUAAUGAUGGUCUUGGAUAUCCAUUCUUGUUUCUUGCAAUCUACUUGAUGCACAUGGAUGUCGGACCCGCUAUCGGAAAAUGGGCAUACUGGACUGUUUGCUAUCAAAUUCUUCUGUCAAUUGCAAUUGGUUUCGUGGUUGGCUAUGUGGCUAGAAAAUUGCUCAAAUUUGCGGAGACAAGACGAAUGAUUGAUAAGCAAUCAUUUCUUGUAUUUGCAAUUGCCUUGGCAGUCUUCUUGGUUGGAACUGUAUCGAUCAUUGAAAGCGAUGAUCUUUUGGCCUGUUUCAUCGCUGGUAACUCGUUCACUUGGGAUGACUGGUUUAGAACAGAAACCGAAGAUGCCCACCUAAUGGAGGUCAUUGAUUUGCUUCUUAAUAUGAGCGUAUUUGUAUAUAUUGGAGCUACUAUUCCAUGGGCUUCUUUCCAAAGCAUCGAGUUAGACGUCUCAUUAUGGCGUUUGAUUGUUUUGGCCAUCAUGGUCCUCUUGUUCAGGCGCCUUCCUAUAGUCGUAGGUCUUUACAAGUUCAUACCCACAAUCCACACAUUCCGUGAGGCAGUUUUCACCGGGUGGUUCGGUCCUAUUGGCGUCGGUGCCAUCUUUUAUUAUACUGUUGCACUUGAGAACAUUGAUGCAGUCGGCCAAGAUUCCCGUGCUCAUCAGGUCAUUGAACCAAUCAUUUACUUCAUGGUUCUUGCCUCGGUUAUUGUUCAUGGCGUCACGAUACCUUUAUUCUAUAUCGGAACCUUUGCGACCAGAACCAUCACUAUCCAAAGCACCAAUGCCAAGUUGCGCCGUCCGUCCAAAUACUCUGCUAAUAGCACUAAUGCCAUGUCAGGCGUGACUGCAAGAGAUGAAGAACUUGGGCUUCCUGGAGGAGGAGGAGGAGAAAAACCCGAAUGGACUAAUGUCAAUAACGUUGGUGGCGGAGGGCCACAUGGGCAGCAAGUGUACACAAAAGAAACAUACAUGGAAACUGACGUGAAUAUGAAUAUGGAUAUGGACAUGGACAUGGACAUGGGCGUUAAUCAGCAAGCCGUGUUUGAUGAAAAGGCCGAAGCUUCUCCGCGUAAGACAACCAUUAAGAUUGUUACACCUGUGAAUGGAAAGGCACAAACCAUGACAAAAAAUGCACCACUUGAUGAUGAUAUAUCGGAGCACCCAAAUCAGAAAAAUUCAUUUGAUAUCCCCGACCUUGAAAAAUGCUCUAAUGAAACGAAGACCAGCUUUGAUGACGGUGGAAGCACAUUGGACUCUAGAUAAAUAGAUUCUUGUUGUGAUUUGAAAAAAUCACAAGAACUAUCCUCUUCUUUUGAAUAUUACUUUUUGUCUACUAUGUAUUUUCUUUCAUAUAAAAAAAAGCACUGCAAUAACAUCAUACCUUUAUUUUAGAAUAUUAUAUUUUCUCUUUUAUUUCUAUCUUUAUAUCUUCUUUUUUAUUACUUUCAUAUAUGUGUAUUUGGUAUAAAAUAUCUUUUAUUCUGUAAAAAUAAAUAAACUACUUUGAUAUAUAAACGCUCCCAC
Messenger RNA from Phycomyces blakesleeanus NRRL 1555(-), 2527 nucleotides. RefSeq lists its product as hypothetical. The record is from RefSeq and is a predicted model, not a curated record. Gene Ontology annotation, biological process: regulation of membrane potential; proton export across plasma membrane; sodium ion export across plasma membrane. Gene Ontology annotation, molecular function: sodium:proton antiporter activity. Bases 497 to 2266 code for a protein of 589 amino acids. The transcript has 10 exons. Lineage: Eukaryota; Fungi; Mucoromycota; Mucoromycetes; Mucorales; Phycomycetaceae. Gene Ontology annotation, cellular component: plasma membrane.